Caenorhabditis angaria is the source of this 1476-nucleotide messenger RNA. Lineage: Eukaryota; Metazoa; Nematoda; Chromadorea; Rhabditida; Rhabditidae. The record is from the annotation of a GenBank genome assembly.
AUGACACGUUUCACGGUCACGUUAAAAAAAUUAUUUUUUCCCAAAAAAAAACAUUUUUUAUUUUUGAAAUGAAAAAAAAACGUGACCGAGUCGGUUUCUAGGCCACAUUUUAUCGGCCAAAAACGAAUAAAAAUUCUUGCAGAUCGUGCUCCUUCUAAAUUCCGAAACUCGUCAAGAAGCCGAAGAUUUUCGCCCAAAAAUCGCAGAAUUUCAACAAAUCCUCCCCGAAAAUAUUGAAUUUAUUCUGGCACAUCGUGCAUUUUCAAUCGAUUCUUCAAAUUCCACUUCCUCGAAUGAUUUCGGCCUCUCAAAUAUUGAAAAAUAUCAUGAAAUUGUGAAUUCGAUGAAAAAUACGACGUAUCGAUUGGAAUUUGAGCGAAUUUUGAAGGAGAAAUGUUUGAGGAAUCUGGCAAAAUCGACGGGAAUUUAUAAGAUUAUGUUGGCUGAUGAUGCAGAUGAUUUGGGACGAUUGACAUUGGCGCAAUUGUGCUUGGGAAGAGGUAUUUUUUGAAAAAAUAUUGUUGGAAAAAUAUUCACUGUUUCAAAAAUUGUCGGAAAACGAAGAAAUUUCUAGAGAAAACGUUUGUUCUGUGGUUUGGUCAAUUAAUAUUACAAAAAAAUCACUGUUUCAAGAAGUUUUCGAAUUUUUGAACAUUAUUUGAGUAAUAAUGGUGCGAUGAUAUAGAAUAUUAUGAUAAUUGAAUAUUUUUAUGAAUUUUUUGAUUAUAAUAACUCGCCGCAUUCUAGAUGGUUUGAAAACCCGAACAAUAUUUCACUGUUUCAAAUUUAUCUAAUAUAUUUGAACUUAUGUCGGAGUAUAAUCACAUUUUUGAUUCAGUUAUUCAAAAAAAAAAUUCACUGUUUCAAUAUUUUGUUCAAUAAUCGGUUCAAAAAUUCAAACUUUAUUCAUUUAUUCACUUCACUGUUUCAAAAUUUCCCUAAAUUUCAGAGAAUAUUUUGAUUCAUGCUGCUUCGAACCUUUCUUUCCAAAAAUUCAAACAUUUUUUCAGGCGGUUCAUUGUCUUCUCUGGUCUCAGUUUUUGACAAACGCACUUCUUCUUCUCUCAUUUUCAUUCGUCCACUUCGAGAAAUCAGCAAAAAAGAAAUAUCGCUCGUAAAUCAACUUCAAGAAUACAAAUCCAUCGAUUUUCCUGCGAAUUUCUCGAAAAUUCCCAAUUCUUCUAUUCAAAAGCUCACCGACGAUUUUGUGAAUAUUUUGGAAGGCGAAAAAUUCUAUGUGAGUUUCUUUUGAAUUUCCGCGUUGAUUUUAGGCUCUUGAUUCCAUAAAAAUCAAUAAUUUUGCAGUCCACAAUAAAUACGGUAUUAUCCACCGCCGGCAAAAUUCACAAUUUAUCCGAAAAUUUCAAAAAUAUUUGCAAAUUUUGCGAAAUCGAAAAUUGCUCGGAUUGUUUGUGCGAAACUUGUCAACAAAUUCAAAUCGAUUGCUCAUUGUUAAAUUUGGUCCAAUUUUCUUAA